Zea mays is the source of this 3574-nucleotide messenger RNA. RefSeq lists its product as uncharacterized. The transcript is spliced from 3 exons. The coding region runs from base 1172 to 3490 and encodes 772 amino acids. The record is from RefSeq and is a predicted model, not a curated record. Lineage: Eukaryota; Viridiplantae; Streptophyta; Magnoliopsida; Poales; Poaceae.
GAAGCUUUUCUGCACUUAACUUCGUGAUCGUCUUAUCCUUCGUCAUGAUCGUUUUUCGUUCCAGUCAAGCUUCGUCUUAACCCUGCCCUUGUAUAUCCGCGACCUGACUCCGAAGGUGCCUGUUCACAUAUUACACUCGGAAAACAUUGUCAAACUAUGUUUUUGAGGACCUUCGGGAGCCGAAGGCCCCCAACAGUAGCCCCUCGCAAUAUUAAUUUACUGUAAUGAUAAAUUCAUAUUGCGAAAUGGACGAAGGCUUUAUGCCGAAGGUCCAAAAAAACACCUUCCUUUUGCUAGAAUAGCAACAGUCAUUGACAAGCGGGGCCCUCCAGCUUUCGACACACUGGGUGUAUAAAUACGAGCUCACCACGAGUUUAUUUGGCACGCUCUUUUGCCAUCUGCUCUUUACCCACUUAGCUUUUCAGCCUGCACGCGACAGCAUUUGCUCGGUUUUAAAUUUUUAAGCUUCGGUUUCAAGUCUGGUUUGCCAGCAUUCACGAAGAUGUCUGAGGAUAAGAAAGUUGCUGGUGCUUCGAAGCUAAGCCUUUCUGAGGAAAUGCACCUAAGCUUUCUUGAAUCAAUGUCGAAGACCAAUACGGAGAAGAUUGUCAGGGAGACUUUGGAGGGUUUAUCUGAAGAUACAGGCGACAGUGAUAGUUAUGGUGUGGAUAGUUGUGGGGAGGAUUCCGAAGAUCGCCCGUGGCGGCCUAGUCACUCAAAUUUCGGAAAAUCAAAUAUAAAGCAGAGUCACCUUGAAAAUAUGAGGGGGAGAUAUUUCCGAGAUAUAUCCCUUGUGAGGGCAGAUGACGGAGAGAAAACUACGCCGACUCCCGAAGAUAAUGAAGUCGUGAUCUUCCGAAGCAUUUUUAAAGCUGGGCUACGAUUCCCUCUAAGCAGAUUUGUGGUAGAAGUUCUGAAAAUAUAUCAGAUUUACCUUCAUCAACUUACCCCUGAAGCAGUGAUAAGAUUGGGAGUCUUCGUCUGGGCCGUGAGGAGCCAGGGCGUGGAGCCAAGUGCAAAAAGCUUUUGCAAUAUACACGAGCUAGUAUAUGAGACGAAGCCCUGAGGUAAGGAGCAAUAUCAUAAUAAUUUUGGUUGUUAUAGCUUCGGUGCCCGCUCUGGGUCAAGCUGUCCCGUGCCAACUUUUCGGAAGAGAUGGCCCGGGGAAUGGAUGAAGGAAUGGUUCUAUGUGAAGAACAAUUUGAAGGUUCGAGAAGAUAUUAAAGAUAUCAUCAUGCGCCCUAUCUGGCAGCGCUUCGGACUCCGGAAACCGAAGGUAGAAAUGGACGAAGCAGCUGAAGAAUGUCAGAGAGCCUUCAGCGUAGUCUGCUCUUUUAUUGGGACCAGGGACUUAAUGCAAGAGCACGUUGCCUUCAGAGUGUGGCCACUUGCAGAUAACUGGGAAAUGCCGAAGGAGACCGUUAAAGAAGCUGACGAGGGUGGGCUAAUCAAGCUGAAAUAUACAUUCAAGUAUGGAGAUAAGUUCGUUGAACCAGAUGAUGAUUGGCUAAAAAGCAUUGAGAAUGUAAGUGAUGAAUUGCUUGGGGCAUACUCAAAGGCCGAAAAUACUGCAUUGUCAGCGGCUUUCGGAGGCCGAAAGAAGAAGAGACUCAACCGUGUAUUUGAUGCAAUUGGGUUUAUCUACCCCGACUACCAUUAUCCAAUGCGAGGCCAAAAAAGGAAAAAUACUUCUCCUGCAAAGGAAAUUGCUUCAGCUGCUGCUAGGGAACCAGCUCCGAAGAGGAAGAAAGUAAAAGUGCUCACCCACCCUCCACGCUGUAUUGAGCUAGCCACAGUGCCUGAGUUUAUUGGUGGGGCUUCUUCGGCCAGCGAAGCUAGAGAACCAACUCUAGCGCCAAAAUCCGUAGAAAUGGCCGAAGCACCAGCAAUAGAGAAAACAGAAGAACCAAGAACUGAAGAAGGAAAAACAUUAGACAUUUUAAGUCCUUCAUCAAAAGUUGAGGCAGCUAAAAGCCAAAAGGGGCCAGCAGUGACCCCAAAAAGAAAAAGGAUGGUUAAUGUGCUGGAUGUUUUGGAGACAAUUAAAUCUUCAAGCAUAACUCCAAAGAAAACCGUUGAAACUUCUGAAGUGUCUACUGAAGACUUUGUUGCUGAAACUUCGAAGCAACAAUUUGAAACUGAAGCUGGGCCUUCAGAGCCCACCAAGAUACAACCUUUGGAAGCCGAAAAAAUGUCAGAGGCAAGUUUAGAAGCUGAAAAAACAAAAACAACAGAGCUGAUUUUGAUUGAGGAAAUCGACACUGCCACCCCCGAAGCAUCUUCCAAAAUACAUGAUUAUAUUGUGCGACAUGCUUCGGGGAAGAAACUAUCCGAAGAAGAGAUUUUUGAAGCCAAUCACUAUGCUCGAGCACUGAAGUAUCUGAGGGGGGCCGUAGUGUUCAAUGGAACAAAUGAAGAUGACUUCCUAUACUGUCUCCCAGACAAUAAAGAAUUAUUCGUCUGCCGGGAAAUGGCUAGAAGCAUGGGGUUCCCGAAACUCAAAGCUGGCCUUUGCGCCAUGACGAAGGACGAUCUAGCGGAUAGCCUGGCAUACAAUAGUCUAAAGGGCUUAAUACUCAGCAAUGCCUUAAGGGCACAGAAGAAUGCCGAAGAUGAGAGCUGCACCAUUGCUCUUAACAACCUUCGAACAGAGGUCAUCAGGCUAAGAAAUGAAGCCUUGGAGAAGGACAAAAUUCUGCUUACGUUGGUGGAAAAAGUGAAGGAAGACGAAGCUAACUCUAAAACUCAAGCCGAAGCUCAGAAGCGCGAAAUCGAAGAUCUUCGGAAACAACUAGCCCGAGCUAAAGAAGAACGCAUUCUUGAAGAAACAAAGAGAGAACUAAGCGAUCAAUGGGCAAAUCAUUUGGAAAUAAAUGUCGAAGAGCUUCGUGCUUCGAAGAAAAGGUAUUAUGAUAAAUCCAUAGAGUGUGUUAAAAAGAUAAAAUCCAGCUUCACCAGCGUCGGCGCAUUUUCUAGUGAAGAAAAUUUCACAAGAGGGAAUCCAGAAGGCCCGAUUGAAUGGAUCAGUCGCGAAGCUGAGGCCUUCGAGGAAAUCUUGAAUAGUCGCGGGGACAUUUGUGCUUUUUCAGGCGCCAGAGGAAUUGUUACUAUUUUGGAAAAGAAAGGAUGCGAACAUGUGAAAUCUUUAGCACAGUCUGGAACUGCUUUAUCCUCUGAAGAUAUCAAAGACCCUUCAGCCGAAGCAAGCCAGGUCAGUGGAAAAUUUUUCACAGACAUUUGGGACAAUGGCGGUCGAGAAAUGGCUCAAGAAAUUAUUCAGAGAAGCGAAAAAGGCAUCCAUGAUGGUAGAAAAGUAGCGAAGGUUGCUGAAGAGGGCACAGGGCCCGAAGGGCAAAUAGAAUCUGCUGGGGCAGCUCCGGACCCCCCGAAGGGGGACGACGAAAUUAGACAAAUGGCAGAAGCCAUUAUGGACAAAGUUGUCAAUCAGCUAUUAAACGAAGCUGCGGAAGUAGUUCUUAGGGAAGAUUAAGUGUUAAUGUAAAAAACACUUGGAACAUGACAUGUGUAAAACUUUGCAACUUUGAAUGUAAUAUAUAAUCUACUUAUGGUUCAA